AUGUCAGCACUUGGCAUGCCUCCACAUCUGUUGGUGCUCUUCCAAGCAAGACCGCCACUGGAUUACAUACCGCCAAUACAAAAUGGAAUGAAGAAGAAGAUCGAUGGUAUCGCAGCGUAUCUAGACAGCUUUUCAGAUGAAAAGGUACCACCUGACCCACCGUUCGAAACACCACGUCAACGUGCUGAUAGGAAGAAACGCCAAAAACUAAUAGAAUUUCAACGUAAACAACGACUAGAUAGAGAGGCGUAUGACCCUAAGUUUGACCCAGCGUUGGCUCGUGGGUCUACCAACCCAUGGCUCACCCACGACCCUUACAAAACACUAUUCGUCUGUAAUAUUCCGUACGAAAUGACGGAGAAGCAACUAUGGAAGGAAUUCGACGUAUAUGGUAGAGUUCGACGUAUACGUAUGAUUAACGAUCGCACGAACCGACCGCGCGGCUACGCUUUCGUUGAAUACAGCGACGAACGCGAUAUGGUAAAUGCAUAUAAACGAGCUGAUGGCAAAAAAAUUAGUGGACGCCGCGUCAUGGUCGAUGUAGAGCGAGCACGCACAGUCGAGGGGUGGUUCCCAAAACGUCUGGGCGGCGGAAAAGGACGCUCACGCACAAAACCACCAAAGUUCUACGAUGAGAAACCACUAAUUAUCGAUGAACCAGAAUUGGAAGAUUCACCAGUUUCGGAUGACGAUAUACCGGAGGAAGUGGAAGAAGGUCAGGUUGUGUAA
Molecule: messenger RNA, 729 nt
Organism: Babesia sp. Xinjiang
Lineage: Eukaryota; Apicomplexa; Aconoidasida; Piroplasmida; Babesiidae
Product: U1 small nuclear ribonucleoprotein 70 kDa
Exons: 1
Coding region: 1-729 (242 amino acids)
Biological process (GO): mRNA splicing, via spliceosome
Cellular component (GO): precatalytic spliceosome; U2-type prespliceosome; U1 snRNP
Molecular function (GO): mRNA binding; U1 snRNA binding
Source: RefSeq, a predicted model, not a curated record